AAUAAGAACGAAUAAAUUUCGCGCGCCAAAUAAUAUGGCGAUAUAUUUGUGGACAAUAUUAUUAUGUGUGAUUUGUGCACAGGCUUUGCAUAGUUUUAAAGAACUCUAUUGUCAAGAUCCCGACACAAAAAUGUUACACGCAGUAAAUACUACAUGGGCAGCGAAAUCAUUUUGUGGAAAUUAUACGUGCAAAUUGAGAAAGAAAAAUAGAACAAGUACAGAAUUAAUAACACCGCUAACGAAAAUAAACAUCACCAAUAUAAACAUUAAUUUUGUUAAAGAAGAUGAUUUGUCACCUAGUGCGAGUGACAAAGUAAAGACGACUGUAGAACCAUUAAAACCCAGUUUAACACAUUUAUUGAGUAGAGAAAGGGUAAUACCCAAAAACAAAGGUGACGAUGAAAAACGUAGUGACGAUUCUUCAAAAGAAAACGAUGGUGACCGUUAUUUAACUGAAAGUGAAAUAAAAACUAUCACAGAUAUGUUACAUACAGUUAAAAAGAGUGAUCUAGAAGCAAUUGUUGAUAUUUAUAAUUUAGCACAAGAUAUUUACAAGGACAUAGAAAAGAAUCAAGAAGAAACACUGUUACAAGAUACUAUGACUCCUGUCCACGCACAAGGUUUCAAUGAUAACCAACAAGGGAUAACAAGUGACAAGCAAAGAGUUUCAUAUUGGUAUGAACCUUUAAAUUUUCAUAACAGUAAAGUGAAACCUGAAGUCAGUGUAAACGAACCAACAACAACAAUAACAACAGUGCCAACGACAACAACACAACCAACUAAAAUUAAAGUCAUCGAAAAUAAGAUAGCUGAUAAUACAUACUUUAAAGGGUCAUUAACAGAUAAGGAUUUUAGAAAACUGCCUUAUUAUUAUCCAAUGUCGACCUUCCAGAGAGUUUCAUCGUAUACACACACGAUGAAACCGAAAAAUGGAAUAGAUCCGGUAGCCAAUGAUGUCAAAGCUUGCAAGAAACUCCCAUUAUUACAGCCUCCUUCGACCACCAAUAACUAUGUCCUCCCAUCAUGGAUAAAUAAAUCCUUAAAGAAAUCCUAUUUCGCUGUAACACCUCAAAAUGUAUUCGAGCCAUCACUUUUGCUUCCAUUUCCCUUCGCAUAUGUGAAUAAUAAUAAUCUAACAGCAUACCCUCCUAGUUAUUACUACGAUAAUUAUAACGGAUAUCCAUGGGCACAAUUAAAUAUUUAUAACAGAAAUAGGAACUUCCAUCAAUCGUACUUAGGUACUGCUUACAUAGCUAGGGUUCCUGGUGAAUCUAUGUAUAUCAAACCUAAUGUAAAUAGUGAAUAUGAAGCACAACGGGGAACAAUUACUAGAGAUGACAUAAUAGAUAUAAUAUCCAGUUUAAAAGAUAAGGAAAUGAAGAAAUUACCUGAUUGGCAGACUAAUCCAUUGCCGGAGAAAGUGAUCGAAGAAGUCAAAGGGAAUGCUGAAAAAUCGAAGAUCUUGAAACCUUUAAGAAAGAAAGUGAGGAUAGAAAGGAUAGGAAAACUAAUAAAACUAGAUGAAGGAUCAAGAUCUAAGAGAAGUAUUGACAACGAAGAUCCAUUCGAUAGUAUUGAAGAUUAUGAAACUUAUAUUACUACAACAACGUGUGAGCCGAGCACAGAAAUAGGAUUCUUCCGUAGAGGGAACAUGAGUAGAAUGUUCCCAGAAUGUUGCCCAGAGAGAAUACAAAGCUGACCACAAACAUAAACGACACGGAACGCUUAUUGGAUAUUUUGAAAUUCGAAUUAAUGUUUUAAAUUCAAAUUUGGAA
Molecule: messenger RNA, 1775 nt
Organism: Papilio polytes (common Mormon)
Lineage: Eukaryota; Metazoa; Arthropoda; Insecta; Lepidoptera; Papilionidae
Exons: 3
Coding region: 35-1699 (554 amino acids)
Source: RefSeq, a predicted model, not a curated record